This is a messenger RNA of Pyrus x bretschneideri (Chinese white pear), 871 nucleotides long. RefSeq names its product probable LRR receptor-like serine/threonine-protein kinase At1g51810. Bases 150 to 833 code for a protein of 227 amino acids. The transcript is spliced from 2 exons. The record is from RefSeq and is a predicted model, not a curated record. Lineage: Eukaryota; Viridiplantae; Streptophyta; Magnoliopsida; Rosales; Rosaceae.
AUUGGAUACAGAGCCUAUCACAUUUUCUAAUCAACCACACUUGUCACGUUCAGAUAACUAAUAACAUAUUUAGCGUAUCGAAAGGAGAAUGAUGACAUACUUUGGAACCAAUCCGCGUGUUGUGCAGCCUUGCUCUUAUAUAAAAUGAGAUGCUACGGAACCAAUAUUCGGUGUCUUGUAUCCCAAAGAUGUCACGGACAAUGAAGCAACUCUUCCUCUUUGCAGCGCAGCUUGGUGGUUUUGCUCUCAAUCUUUUGCUCCUAGUUCAUGCCCAAGAUCAAUCAGGCUUCAUUAGCAUAGAUUGUGGCCUAGGGAAAGAUUCCAGGUAUAAUGCAAGUGGGACAGGCAUUAACUAUAUUUCAGAUGAAAACUUCGUAGCCACUGGUGAACGGAAGCAUGUGUCGCCUGAAUACAAAGACAAGUACUCCCAUUCAUACAACUCUCUUAGAAGCUUCCCUGAAGGAAUCCGAAACUGCUACAAAAUAAACGUUACAAGUAAAACCAAGUAUUUGAUCAGAGCAGGUUUCUUAUAUGGGAAUUAUGAUCGACAAAAUGAAUUACCCGAGUUUGAGAUACACAUUGGACCUAACUUGUGGGAUACAGUGAACUGGUUGCGCAAUUCGUCGGAAGCAAAAUAUGCCGAGCUCAUACAUGUCCCUCUGCGAAACUACGUACAUGUUUGUCUGGUGAAGACAGGCUCCGGGGUUCCAUUUAUAUCAUCUAUAGAUCUCAGGCCUUUAACCGAUGCCGCGUACAAAACAGUAAAAGGGUCCUUAUCACUUAUCGAUCGGCUUGACACUGGUCUAACAGCUGACCCUGGGGAGUACAGGUGAGUGAUUUGCAUGUUUACUAUUGUCCCCAAUUUAACCAC